Doryrhamphus excisus (bluestripe pipefish) is the source of this 1361-nucleotide messenger RNA. It is a transcript of the gene cysltr1, whose product is annotated as cysteinyl leukotriene receptor 1. Gene Ontology annotation, biological process: G protein-coupled receptor signaling pathway. Gene Ontology annotation, cellular component: plasma membrane. Lineage: Eukaryota; Metazoa; Chordata; Actinopteri; Syngnathiformes; Syngnathidae. Gene Ontology annotation, molecular function: leukotriene receptor activity. The record is from RefSeq and is a predicted model, not a curated record.
CACGCUUGCAAAAAGGUUCAAUAUCCAUAAGGUCUUUUGGGACAACAAUGCUUAGAAGUGGAGACACCGAAUCAGACAGGAAACGUUUGCAAGUGAUACAUGAGCUGGCUGGCAGGCGCGUGAGUUGAUGACAUCACAACAGGCUGGCUGCAGAGUGAGAAGGGGAGUCCCACCUUCAGGAGGUUCAAAAUAAGCGACACUCCCCAGAGGCAGCCACCUGCAACAAGUGUUGUGACACAUCAGGCACAGAGGACGAGACACUCGCGGGCGAUAACAAAUCAGACCCAAGUGGAGAUCUGCUUUGGAAGGGAAAAUUACUGAUGGAGCACAGCAACUCGACUGUUUGUCCAUCCAUCGAUGACUUCCGUAAUCAGGUUUACUCCACGGCCUACUGCCUCAUCACCGUCUUCGGCCUGACUGGGAAUGGCUUCGCCUUAGUGGUGUUGAUCCUAAUGUCCCACCAGAGUUCUCCUUUCAAUGUCUACAUGCUGAACCUGGCUGUUUCCGACUUGCUGUGCGUCAGCACUCUGCCUCUGCGGGUUCUUUACUAUGUGAACAAGGGUCAGUGGAACCAGGGCGAUUUCCUGUGUCGCAUCAGCUCCUACACCCUCUAUGUCAACCUUUACUGCAGCAUUUACUUCAUGGCGGCCAUGUCCGUCACACGCUUCGUUGCCAUUGUCUUCCCUAUGCAGAGCCUUCAAGUGGUGACAGUGAGCCGUUCACGUCUAAUGUGUGUCAGCAUUUGGAUUUUUAUCUGUUUAGCCUCUUCACCCUUCUUGAUGACAGGCCAGAGACUUGAUCCAGUCACCAACAAAACAAAAUGCUUUGAGCCUCCGCAAGGUCAAGGUGUGUUCAAGGUGGUCAUGCUGAAUAAUUUGUCUUUGGUGUUGGGGUUUCUUCUGCCCUUUUUGGUCAUCCUUCUCUGCUACACUGGCAUCCUCCACACCCUACUGACCCGCACUCCACUGGCCAGGUCCCAGCAGGACACAACUUCCAAAGCAGUUUGUAUGAUUGGCAUCAUCCUUUUGACUUUCUUAAUAAGCUUCAUGCCAUACCACGUGCAACGCUCCAUCCACAUAAACUCCUUGUCCAGGACCGACACUUCCUGCGCUGAAAGGGUUGCCAUGCAGAAGUCGGUUGUGGUGACGCUGUGCCUGGCAGCAGCCAAUUCGUGCUUUGAUCCGCUGCUUUACUUUUUCUCUGGGGAAGGUGUCCGCAACCAACUGUCCUCCAUGCGCCUGUCAUGGACAGCCAGCACACGGACACGCUCACUGAGACUUAAUGCUGCUGGCGUUGAGUCUGGCGACCACCGACAGCUGUGCGCUACUUCGUUUCUACAAAACAGGAGCGCUGUCGAAUAA